Messenger RNA from Ctenopharyngodon idella (grass carp), 2233 nucleotides. It is a transcript of the gene foxb1a, whose product is annotated as forkhead box B1a. The record is from RefSeq and is a predicted model, not a curated record. Lineage: Eukaryota; Metazoa; Chordata; Actinopteri; Cypriniformes; Xenocyprididae. The transcript has a single exon. Gene Ontology annotation, molecular function: DNA-binding transcription factor activity, RNA polymerase II-specific; RNA polymerase II cis-regulatory region sequence-specific DNA binding. Gene Ontology annotation, biological process: cell differentiation; regulation of transcription by RNA polymerase II; anatomical structure morphogenesis. The coding region runs from base 516 to 1409 and encodes 297 amino acids.
ACACACUGUUACCGGGUGCCAUCGCAGUUCAAUUCCGGUUGCCGAGCCUUUUCACCCCUUUGCUCUGUCUUCAAAUGGAAAUGAUUUCUAUUGGCCCAAGGUGUCCAUGUAAAUAGGUGUAAAUGAAACCAGAUUAUGCCUUUCUCCCAGCCCCCCUCCUCCCAAGGCGAUUGUCAUGUGAUAGCAAAGAAGUGGCACAUUAAUGAAGCGCCUCUACAGGGGUCUUUUCUGCCCAUGUCGCCACAUAAAACUAUCAGAUGGUUAGAGGAAGGACAUGGAGGCAGCCACUUAGCUCUUAGUCUUAUCAAGAAAGAGGGAGAGAGAGAGAGGAUCUGGUCCAUUCAAGCUGGCCUGGGAAGAAGGAAACGCUACUACUUCUUCUUCUUCUUCUGCUUCUUUCGUGAGUUCACAGCUCCAGAGAAGUGAACUUGCUGGACGAGUCUCGGCUCUAUUUAAAGAAAAACUUGCAUACGGUAAACAUUUCCAGCUGAAUUCCAACACAAAAUUUGGACAGGAUGCCUAGACCCGGGAGAAACACUUACAGCGACCAGAAACCGCCGUACUCCUACAUUUCCCUCACCGCUAUGGCCAUCCAGAGCUGUCCGGAGAAGAUGCUUCCUCUCAGCGAGAUCUACAAGUUUAUCAUGGACCGUUUUCCCUACUACCGGGAAAACACCCAGCGCUGGCAGAAUUCCCUGCGCCACAACCUCUCCUUCAACGACUGCUUCAUUAAAAUCCCCCGGCGCCCGGACCAGCCCGGCAAGGGCAGCUUCUGGGCGCUCCAUCCCAGCUGCGGCGACAUGUUCGAGAACGGAAGUUUCCUGCGACGCCGCAAACGCUUCAAAGUGAUGACAUCAGAGCACCUGGCACCCAGCAAGCCCUCGGACGCUGCCCACUACCUCCAGCAGCACGCCAAGCUCCGGCUCAGUGCCCUGGGCACCCACCUCCCCCAGAUGUCCAGCUACAACCUGGGAGUGUCCCAGCCGUCCACGUUCAAGCACCCGUUCGCCAUCGAGAACAUUAUCGCCCGAGAGUACAAAGUGCCAGGGGGGCUGGCGUUCUCCACCGGGUAUCCCCUGCACAACCAGCUGACCACAGCCUGGCCCCAUAUGUACAGCACUAGCGUGAUGGACAGCGCGGCGCCCAUCUCCAUGACCAGCAGCGAUUACAGUGCCUACGGUGUGCCCAUCAAGUCGCUCUGCCACGGCGGACAGACCUUACCGGCGAUCCCGGUCCCCAUCAAGCCCACCCCGGCGGCGUUGCCUCACCACAUCCCCGCUUUCCUGUCGAACUCUCCCCAGUCGCUGAGCCCGACCUCCCCGCAGACAGCGACUAGCCAAAGCAGCCCUGCCACCCCGAGCGAGACCCUGACGGGUCCCGCGACGCUGCAGUCGGUCGCUGUGCACUGACACCUGCGAACUGGGCCUCCCUAUACUCCAAAGUUGAAUUUUAAUUAUAGACCUUGAAAAACACUGGCUAUACAAUCAAGGCAAGAGCUAUCUAUGUUGCAGUGAUGUUAAUUUAUGUGUAUGUGUUGAGAUUUUAAGUGUUCCAAUCACAUGGAUCGACACGGAUAUCAUAUUGUAAAAUGGAGAGUUUUUACAUUUUAAAUAUCCAGAAUUUAUGUGUUUAUUCCAAUGGGUUGACUGCUGACAAAUUCCAAGCACUGCGAUCUGCUUCGUGUUCGAAUCGCACAAGGCAAGUGCUCGUCGUUUUACAGGUUAUUAUCGCCUACUAUAUUUGUUAGUUAAUCUGAAACGUCCGUAAAUUGGAAUCGCUCACUACUUUCAUGUAGUUACGUUACUAACUUUCUAGACGACUAAACUUGUCUCAGUCUGCAAACCAAAAUACUUGAUCUAAAACACACAAACAAGUACACGUAUGGCAAACUUGAAAAAGUUUAAAUAUAGUUUAGGGUCAUCAAGUAAAUAUGUAAAUAAUUGCAAAUAAGUGAUAUUGAAUUGUGUCAAAUGCACUUUUUAGUUAGAUGUUUUACAUUCUAUUUUGCAGGAAAUGUUUUGUGAGCGUUUUAUUUAAAGCCGUGGUGACCAUGUGUAUUAAAUGCCGUACAUUUGUACUUUUUGUUCAGAUAUGAAGCAUGCCUUUUCCAGACUUUGUGUUGUUUUGCUGCAAGCAUGCGUGCUUUUAAAAGAUGUGCAAAACGUCUGCAUUAAAUUAUAAACUUGGUCAUCAGAAUAUUUUUUCAUUAAAAUUGUGUAAACUUAAAUAAUCA